Molecule: messenger RNA, 1369 nt
Organism: Vitis riparia (riverbank grape)
Lineage: Eukaryota; Viridiplantae; Streptophyta; Magnoliopsida; Vitales; Vitaceae
Product: protein DMR6-LIKE OXYGENASE 2-like
Exons: 4
Coding region: 132-1256 (374 amino acids)
Source: RefSeq, a predicted model, not a curated record
CUUCAUCAUUUCUUCACUUCCCUCUCCUAUUGCUACACCACUUCUUUUACUAUUAUUCUUUUUUUCUUUAUCGCUCUCUCUCUCUCUCACUCACGCACACACAUAUCCUACAGCUAGAUUCUUGUAUUACCAUGUCACCUGCAAUGAGCACAGCAAUCGAAGCCAACAAGGAAGGUGACCAACCAGAAAGCCAGUACCAGAAAGGAGUGAAACACCUAUGGGACAGUGGCAUCACCAGGGUUCCCAACAAGUACAUAUUGCCAGCCUCGGACAGACCUGGGUUAACCAGAGAUGACAAUCAAAGUGGCAACCCUAAUCUCAAGUUACCCGUCAUUGAUUUUGCUCACCUGCAAGGCUCAAACAGAUCCCAUGCUGUCAAUACCCUUGCCAAAGCUUGCGAGGAGUAUGGAUUUUUUCAGUUGACAAACCAUGGUAUCCCAAGCGAAGUUAUCCUCAACAUGGUUGAAGGGAGUAAAAGAUUUUUCGAGCUCCCUUUCGAGGAGAGAUCCAAGUACAUGUCGACUGAUAUGUAUGCCCCAGUUAGGUAUGGAACAAGUUUUAACCAGAACAAGGAUCGAGUGUUCUGCUGGAGAGAUUUUUUGAAGCUAAGCUGCCAGCCCCUCUCAGGUGUUCUUCCAUUUUGGCCCUCUUCGCCUGUGGACUUCAGGCAAAGCGCUGUUGAUUACUCCAAGCAAGCCAAAUUCUUGUACCUAGCUCUCACGGAGGCCAUCCUAGAGAGCCUAGGAUUGGUGGAAGCCACCACAAGGAACAACGAAUAUGAUAGUUUAAAAGAAUUCCAAGAUGGAAGCCAACUCAUUGUGGUCAAUUGCUACCCUUCCUGCCCUGAACCUGACCUAACCCUCGGCAUGCCACCACAUUCAGACUAUGGCUUCCUCACACUUCUUCUCCAAGAUGAAGUCAAGGGCCUCCAGAUACAGCAUGAUGGAAGAUGGGUAACAGUCGAACCAAUCCCUAACUCAUUCGUAGUUAAUGUCGGCGACCAUCUAGAGAUAUUUAGCAAUGGAAGAUACAAGAGUGUGCUUCAUAGGGUUUUGGUUAAUCCUCUCAACUCCCGAAUCUCCAUUGCUUCCCUGCACAGUCUUCCCUUCAACAAGACGGUCCAGCCAUCGCCAAAACUCAUCGAUGAAACCAAUCCGAGGCGUUACAAGGACACAAACUUCGCCAGUUUCCUGGACUACAUUUCCUCCUGUGAACCCAAGAGCAAGAAUUUCCUGGAAUCCAGGAAAUUGACUUAAGAGGCAUGUAAACAAUGCAUUAAUCCACUAAAAAAAGGAUAAUUAAGCAUGCAUUUUGACUUUUUGAACAAAUUAAACAGUAAUGAAUUGAUUGCAUGGUAGAAAAGCUUGCA